Darwinula stevensoni is the source of this 972-nucleotide messenger RNA. The record is from the annotation of a GenBank genome assembly. NCBI's taxonomy places the organism in Eukaryota, Metazoa, Arthropoda, Ostracoda, Podocopida, Darwinulidae.
AUGAGGUUAUUGCCAUCAAUAAAGUGUAAAAAUGCAGCACUCUCUUGUUUUCGUUACAUCUCCGAGGCAUCCAGUAGUGCUGCAUCGGUGGACCAACAUGAUGUGUUGGCAAAGAGGAAUGCCAUGUUCAACAAGGAGCAAGAACGACAGCGGUCGUUGAUCGCUCGUUUGGAGAAAAUCGAGGUGCAGUAUGAAGGUGCCCCCAAAAAUGCAACGCUCAUUAUGAACAAAGGGCUCUCAACACCAUUUGACUGUGCAAGGCAUCUCACUGAGAUGCUGCUGAAGCGCAGCUGCAUCGCAGAGGUGAACGGUGUACCGUGGGACAUGCACAAGCCACUGGUGGAAGACUGUCGGCUCCGGUUGCUCCACUUCCACGACCAGGACCCGUUUGUGGCCAAUAAGACCUUCUGGCGCUCGUGCAGCUUCAUGCUCGGAGCAGUGAUCGAAUCCGCCUUCAAGGAUGGCGUCACGGUGCAUCUGCACAGCUUCCCUCCACCAGAUGUGAAAAGUGGUAGCUUUGUCCACGACGCUCAGCUCGGCCUUCCGGAUUGGAGUCCCCGCAAGGAGGAGUUGCAGAUCCUUUCUGUGCAGAUGGUGAAGUUAGCCUACAGGGAGCUCAAAUUCGAACGGUUGGAGGUAUCCAAAGACCUGGCGCUGGACAUGUUCCAGGACAAUCCGCACAAGCGGAAGCAGAUCCCCGACAUCGCCGAGCAUUCGGAGGGAAAUGUGGUGCUCUAUAGGAUCGGUGAACACAUCGACAUCAGCAAGGGGCCCAUGAUGGGGAGCACAAGAUUCUUGGGCCGCUGCACCGUCGCUGCCGUGCACCGUGUCCAAAAAGACGGAUUGGAUCUCUAUAGGUUUCAAGGUGUUGCACUGCCGUAUGGCAUGCUGUUGAAUCAUUUUGCAUAUGGACUCAUUGAAGAGAGGGGGCGGUUGCUAAAUCAUGGCUGGAGUCGUGCCCAAGCAUGGUGA